Striga asiatica is the source of this 924-nucleotide messenger RNA. The record is from the annotation of a GenBank genome assembly. Lineage: Eukaryota; Viridiplantae; Streptophyta; Magnoliopsida; Lamiales; Orobanchaceae.
AUGGGCACCCAAUCCGCUCAACCCGACACUGUCAGAGCCACCAAAUCGCCGGUGAUCUCAUCAAGCAAACCAUUGAGCAUAUACCUCUCGACCUCCUUCACAACAUCGUCCUUCUCAGUUACCAACGCCAUGAGAUUGCUCCAUUCGAGGUCCCACAUACAGUUCACAUCCGCGCCCCCGCCGCCGAUGUCCUUCUCCAGCAUUCUGUACAGUCUCGCCGCUAAAUCACGCUCGUCGCCGAGAUUCCCGCCGUACAGCUUCAGGCUGCUUGAUCAAAUCGUCGAAAGAUCGCACCUUGGGACCGGCCGAGGCUGGUUUCAUGUGGGGGUGGUUUGCGACUCCGUGUCCCCUCGCUUUCCUCUUCAUCACUUCCUGCGCGCAGUUCAGGACGAGCUUGUUUUCUGGGGCUUCAUAAUCUUGUUCUGCCGCGUGGAGGAAGCUGGCGGGCAGGUUGAGCUUGAAAAGCGCUUCUGCUGUGCUGAGGAACAUCUGGCUUUUAAUCGCCAUCUCCUUGAGAUGUUUUUCGGGUUCUGUGAGUUGCUCUCGUCUGUCAGCGGAGUCUCUUCAAGCCCCAUUAAUUUAGCCACGACAUUCGAUAUUCUCUUCUUCUCUUGUGUCGGCUGUGAUGAACUCGAGCUCCGAGUUUGUUUCACUUGCGUAAAAACACCCAAAUCCCUACUUGAUGCUUCUGAAGUCUCGUCAAAUCCCAAUAAAUCCAUCUGCCUCCUUCUCGGCCUAUCGAACGAGAAUUUCGGCCGAUCCAAUUCCCAUUUCUCGGCUAUUUUAGAAUUAUUAUCAUCUUCAUCCUCGUCGAGUAGCUUAAUCCGGCCUUUGUUCCGAAAAUUUACGAGCGGGUUUGUGGCGGAGGCUCGGAUGCUGGUUAGGUUGCCGCCAUUUUCAAAGGCGAGGGCUAUGGCCAUGGAU